Molecule: messenger RNA, 1248 nt
Organism: Agelaius phoeniceus (red-winged blackbird)
Lineage: Eukaryota; Metazoa; Chordata; Aves; Passeriformes; Icteridae
Source: RefSeq, a predicted model, not a curated record
AUGUGCUCCAGACAGAGCGGGUGCCACAGCUGUGGCUGCUGCUGCUGCUGCCGGGGCAGCCAACAGUCCCAGGGCUCCUCCAGCGGGGGAGGAGGAGGAUCCUGCUGCGGUGGAGGAUCCUCCGGAGGAUCAGCCCAGAAGAUCAUUAUCAGCUCUGGCGGCGGAGGAGGAGGAGGAGGAGGCUCCUCCGGAUGCUGUGGAGGGGGAUCCGGUGGCGGUUCUUCAAAGAGCAUGAUGGGAGGAGGAGGAGGAGGAGGAGGAUGCUGUGGUGGAGGCUCCAGUGGUGGCUCCUCAAAGAGCAUGAUGGGCGGCGGAGGUAGUGGAGGAUCCUCUGGAUGCUGCGGUGGUGGAUCUAGUGGUGGAUCUUCUGGGAUGAAGAUCAUAAUGGGAGGUGGAGGCGGUGGAGGUUCUUCCGGAUGCUGCGGUGGCGGAGGAUCUGGUGGUGGCUCCUCAAAGAGCAUGAUGGGCGGUGGAGGCGGUGGGUGCUGUGGUGGAGGAUCUGGUGGUGGCUCCUCAAAGAGCAUGAUGGGCGGUGGAGGUGGUGGGUGCUGUGGUGGUGGGUCCAGUGGUGGCUCUUCUGGGAUGAAGGUCAUCAUGGGAGGUGGAGGUGGUGGAGGAUCCUCCGGAUGCUGCGGUGGAGGAUCUGGUGGUGGAUCUUCAAAGAGCAUGAUGGGCGGUGGAGGCGGUGGAGGAUCCGGUGGAUGCUGUGGUGGAGGAUCUGGUGGUGGCUCCUCAAAGAGCAUGAUGGGUGGUGGAGGCGGUGGGUGCUGUGGUGGAGGAUCCGGUGGUGGAUCUUCAAAGAGCAUGAUGGGCGGUGGAGGUGGUGGGUGCUGCGGUGGAGGAUCUGGUGGUGGCUCCUCAAAGAGCAUGAUGGGCGGUGGAGGCGGUGGAGGAUCCGGUGGAUGCUGUGGUGGAGGAUCCGGCGGUGGCAGUGGGGGAUCAGCCCAGAAGAUCAUCAUCAGCUCUGGCGGCGGAGGAGGAGGAGGAGGAGGCUCCUCCGGCUGCUGUGGAGGAGGAUCCGGUGGUGGCUCUUCAGGAGGGAAGAUCAUUAUGGGAGGUGGAGGCGGUGGUGGAUCCUCCGGAUGCUGUGGUGGCGGAUCGGGCGGCGGCUCCUCGGGCCAGACCAUCAUCAUCAGCUCUGGAGGUGGCGGCGGAGGCUCCUCGCAGCAGAAAUGUCCUGUUGUCAUCCCCAGCAUGGUGCCCCACCAGACCAAGCAGAGCUCCAACUGGCCCUGCCAGCAGAAGUAA